Messenger RNA from Labrus mixtus (cuckoo wrasse), 673 nucleotides. It is a transcript of the gene nms, whose product is annotated as neuromedin S. NCBI's taxonomy places the organism in Eukaryota, Metazoa, Chordata, Actinopteri, Labriformes, Labridae. The transcript has 7 exons. Bases 86 to 451 code for a protein of 121 amino acids. The record is from RefSeq and is a predicted model, not a curated record.
UAGAGCUGACAUACGAGGAGAGCCGAGCCGAGCCGAACCGAACCGAGCAGAGAGGAGUAAGAGAGGAUCGUUACCUACACGGAUCAUGUCUCUGCCAACUGUACGACAACUUUUUCUUUUGUGUUUUCUCUGGAUUCUUGGAUCUUGGAGCACAGCAGAUUCGAGACCCUUCAAUGGAUGGGACGAUGGCAUAGCAUUCAGAAAGGUUCGAGGCAUUCAAAGUGGUGAUAAUAGUGACGUCCUGUGGGGACAACAGAACGAGGAGCAGGCCCAGAAUGUUUUCAAAAGAUUCCUGUUUCAUUACUCUAAAGCUCGCAACUCCGUGGGCCCUCUGCAGCAGGUGGAGUCUCAGUCUGUUCAUCCUUUGAUGCGACUUUCCCCCAAGCUGGCCAAGAGGAAAAAUAAGAAGGUUCUACUUUUUAUUCGUGGUCUGCCGGAGGGGAUGUUGUAGGAGAAGAGUCUACAAAACGAGACAAAAAUCAAGAUUAACAGGAGACCAGCAGGCAUCGACUGGUGGAGCAAAAACCCACAUGGACAAACAUGAUGUUUUUAUUUUUAAAACAGAAAACUUUAAACUAUUGUCCUGAUGGAAAAAUAGAAGUGCACUGCCAUGGCUGCCAUGCAUCUUCCUGCUUCCAAAGUUAAUGUGAACUAGAGCCGAUUUAUCGGCCGA